Rana temporaria (common frog) is the source of this 2331-nucleotide messenger RNA. RefSeq names its product BTB domain containing 2 (gene BTBD2). Gene Ontology annotation, molecular function: protein binding. The record is from RefSeq and is a predicted model, not a curated record. Gene Ontology annotation, cellular component: P-body; cytosol. Bases 62 to 1687 code for a protein of 541 amino acids. The transcript has 9 exons. Gene Ontology annotation, biological process: neurogenesis. Lineage: Eukaryota; Metazoa; Chordata; Amphibia; Anura; Ranidae.
AAGUCAAUCUGAUUCCUGCGCUUUUCCCGUUGCCAUAGUGAUUUUAGGGCCACACCGCCCCAUGCGUCGCUGCUGCCCGCUUUUAUUUGUGAACAGUGGUUGGGAACUUCCAGCUAUAUCCGCCUCCAGCCGCCCACAGGAGCCUCCCCCAUCCAAGAUGGCGGCGGGUGGGAAUGGUGGCCUUUCGUUCUCCGGUGUGGUGAGCAACAGCGCCCCUAGCAAUCGCGGUGGGACGGUGUCCACUUCGUACAACUACAGCGGAGGGGCAGCGGUUUCCUCUCCGGGGAACCAAACUGCAUCGGCAGCGUCUUCGGCCGGGGCCUCGCCUCCAACGGCUCCGCCUCCGCCUCUACCUGCGGCCGCCGGCCUCCUGCACCGAGAGCCCGUCUAUAACUGGCAAGCCACUAAGACCACGGUGCGGGAACGCUUCACUUUUCUGUUUAACAACGAGGUGCUGAGUGACGUGCAUUUCCUAGUCGGGAAAGGACUGGGCAGUCAGCGGAUACCCGCUCAUAGGUUUGUUUUAGCAGUUGGAAGUGCUGUCUUUGAUGCUAUGUUUAAUGGUGGUAUGGCCACAACAUCCACAGAAAUUGAACUACCUGAUGUUGAACCAGCUGCUUUUCUUGCUUUGCUAAAGUUCCUUUACUCUGAUGAGGUUCACAUUGGGCCAGAGACUGUCAUGACUACCCUGUAUACAGCAAAGAAGUAUGCAGUGCCAGCACUGGAAGCACAUUGUGUGGAGUUUCUCAAAAAGAAUCUUCGGGCUGAUAACGCCUUCAUGUUGCUCACCCAGGCUCGCCUCUUUGAUGAACCUCAGCUUGCCAGUCUCUGCUUGGAAAACAUUGAUAAAAACACUUCUGAUGCCCUAAAUGCAGAAGGAUUUACUGACAUUGAUUUAGAUACCCUAGUUGCGGUGUUGGAGCGGGAUACACUGGGGAUCCGUGAAAUCAGACUCUUUAAUGCAGUAGUUCGCUGGUCUGAGGCAGAAUGCCAGCGGCAGCAGCAACCUAUAACAUCUGAGAACAAACGCAAAUCUCUUGGCAAAGCAUUGUCACUUAUCCGUUUCCCACUUAUGACAAUUGAAGAAUUUGCUGCAGGUCCAGCACAGUCCGGUAUACUUACAGAUAGGGAGGUCGUGAGCUUGUUCCUGCAUUUUACAGUGAAUCCCAAACCUCGAGUGGAAUUUAUUGACCGGCCAAGAUGUUGCUUGCGAGGGAAAGAAUGUAAUAUUAACCGUUUUCAGCAAGUCGAAAGCCGCUGGGGUUAUAGUGGCACUAGUGACCGAAUAAGGUUUUCAGUUAAUCGAAGGAUAUUUGUAGUUGGUUUUGCACUGUAUGGCUCAAUACAUGGCCCCACUGAUUAUCAAGUAAAUAUACAGAUUAUUCACACUGACAGCAACACUGUGCUAGGACAGAAUGACACAGGCUUUAGUUGUGAUGGUUCCUCCAGCACAUUUAGAGUGAUGUUUAAAGAACCUGUUGAAAUACUUCCAAAUGUCAACUACACUGCAUGUGCUACACUAAAGGGACCAGAUUCGCACUAUGGUACAAAGGGACUACGAAAAGUUAUUCAUGAAUCUCCUACGACUGGCACCAAGACUUGCUUCACAUUUUGCUAUGCAGCAGGCAAUAACAAUGGGACGUCAGUUGAGGAUGGACAAAUUCCUGAAAUUAUCUUCUAUACAUAGGAUGGAUAAAAACUCUGGUGCAGGGGAUUUCAGGCAUGAUCUCCUUUUGUUUGGCUACCCAAUAAGUCAUACAUCUGCCCAAGGAAGAGUACUUUUGGAGUGAGCUGGCAUUACAGGUUUUCUUUGGGGGUCUGUGACCCUGUCGUGCUUCUAUGCAUCCCUUUGGACGUUUGGUUAGCCUUCAAGUUUUGGCCAACAUCAUUUCAGCUUGAAAUUUGUACAUUGCCAGAAACUAAGCAUCAGCCUGCUGUGACACCUGAAAAACUAAAUCUUUAUGUAAAUGAUAAUCACUACAGCUUUGAAUACAAAUGAUGUUUUCAGUCUCUAAGCAUUAAAGGGGGGAAAUGAUCCGGCUAAUGUCACCGACUCCACCUUUCAAUCUUGUAUUGGACGAAACCUACCCAGAAGACUUUAUUUUUCUGUGUGUGAGUGAUUGUGGGCACAAGGUUUGGUUUGGAUUAGUAACCUUGAAAAGCCCCCUUAAACUCUGUGCAAUCCUGUGAGGACUUUAUUGAUUAGAGGUUGCUAUACCUUCCCAUCUUCUUUGCGGCCAUCCAUUUUGUUUCUUGUUAUUGCAUGUCUGUGCUUUUUGUUUAUUUUGUUUAGUAAUGAUGAUAAAGAGAAUAUAUACCACCUACAACCUC